AUGGCGUUCCCAUUGUGCAAGGCCGCGGCGCGGGAGACGCCAGAAGCCCUCGCGGCGGUGAAGGUUUCGAACUCCGACAAGGAAGACACGCUCCCCGACGCCAUCCUCUGCACCAUCAUCUCGCUCCUCCCCACAAAGGACGGCGGCCGCACGCCGGCAAUCUCCCCCCGAUGGCGCAAACUCCGGCCCUCCGCGCCUCUGAACCUCGAGGUCCGAUCCCCUACCAACUCCCACUCCCCCUCCACUGUCCUUCCCUCAGCCGUGUCUGGGAUAAUUUCCAACCACGAUGGCCCCGCCCGCCCAUUCUCCAUCCGUUGCUUCCCCGAUGACCUGGACACCGACGCAGAGAGCUGGUUCCAUUCCCGAGCCCUCGCCAACAUCCACGAGCUCGAAUUCACCUACAACAACUACAAGCGCUUCCCUGGAUAUACUCAAGAGAACCUACUGCCACCAUCCGCGCUCCGCUCUCCCACCCUCCUCGUUGUCAAAAUCAGCCAUUGUGUCCCCCCCCCCUCCUUGCCGUCCAUGAAUCUCCCCCGCCUGAAGCAGCUCUCCUUGAUGUUCGUUUCCAUCUCGGGGGAUGUGUUUCAUAGCUUGCUCUCUGCAUGCCGUGCCCUGGAGAGCUUAUACAUGGCUGAAAUUCGUGCUACGGGUUGCCUCCGUGUUAGCACGCCGACUCUUAGGAGUAUUGGCUUCCGUAAUAGCGAUGAUGAGGCCGAACUGGUCAUCGAGGAUGCUCCUCACCUUGUAAGGGUACUGUUACCUUAUAUUCAUCACUCUGAUGAUUGUGCUACUAUACGUGUAAUUAGGGCGCCUAGACUGGAGGCAUUGGGCCCUAUCUUACCCGUCGUCUCCACGAUACUAGUUUCUCAGGGAAUAAGCCCACUCACCUCAGCAAACUCCAUGCGCACCGUGAAGGUUUUGUGUCUCAGGUCUUCUGGCUAUGAAUUGGACGGAGUUUGUAACGUCCUCAGGUGGUUCCCCUAUUUGGAAAAAUUAUACAUCAUCAUAAGUACUCAUCUUUUCCUUUUGAUUGUCUGCCUGGUUGGUAUAAAAAGUGCAUGCAGCACAGCAGCAGUACUCGACUGGGAGAGUUAUUGUGGAUCUAAUUAUCAAAAGAGUUUGGCAGACACACAGGAGAAUAAGAAAAAUGAGCCUCAGUAUGACCCACCACAUCAAAUUGAAUGA
This is a messenger RNA of Aegilops tauschii subsp. strangulata, 1188 nucleotides long. Its product is annotated as F-box/LRR-repeat protein At3g59190-like. Gene Ontology annotation, molecular function: protein binding. The record is from RefSeq and is a predicted model, not a curated record. Lineage: Eukaryota; Viridiplantae; Streptophyta; Magnoliopsida; Poales; Poaceae.